AUGCAGGAUUUCUUCCAGCUAGCAGGGCUUGCAUGGAUGUGUUGCAAUGUUUUACAUAGUGAGGCAAUUGCUUUGCAACGGCCGACCUUUUUGGACUCAGCCAUUUUUGGUCAAGCGCGUUGUGCUGUCACGGGCACCCAGAUGUCGCCGCCAGAGAAGGAGCGCGACGUGGAGAAGCCGUUCCUCUUGUUCAUGUUCUUCAUUGCUGGGUCUUUCACCUAUGGAGCUUUGUUGGUCUAUCCACUCUACCAAGCCCUAGCGAAGGCCAAAGGACAGGAGGAGGUCGAUGCUGCACAGGGUGGUCUCAUUUUGAUGGUGGCAAAGUACUUGUCCAUCUUCACACACAAUAUCUUCAGCCGAUGCUGGACAACCUUACGAGGGCUUCAACUCCAAGUGUCUUGCUAUCUUCUUUUUGGAACUGUGAGCUUGGGCAUUGCAGCAGUGUCCACAGUCCCUCAGGCGGCGACAUUGAUGCUAGUAGCAUCGCUGUAUUUCACCAACUCCAACGUGAUUGCUGGCCCUUUGUGGCCAGUUCCUUCAGAAGAGCGGAGCAAGAUCAGAAUGCUUUUCUAUUAUGCUUGCUGUCCAGCUGGAUGCUUGUGGACAGCUUUGGCAUCAAUGUGCCUUGCAAGGGAGGAAUACAGGGGCUCUUGGUUCUUGCGUGCUGCUGUAGUGGUUUUACCAUUGCUGGUCACACUGAUCAGCUGGUUAAUGCUGCCUGCCGAUGGCUUCUGGAGCCCCGAGCGCAUGAAACAAGCGCAGGAAGAAAUGGAACAACAGAUAGCAGAGGAGAAAAGGCUGGAGGAAAAGCAAGAGAUAAAGAAAAAGGAGAAGGAGAAGAAGAAAGUGAGACUUUUUAAGGAUGAUGAUCAGAAAAUCGUGGAGGAAGAGGAGGAGGAGAAGGGGGAGGAGGAGGAGGAAGCUGUUGGAGCUAAUGAGGACAACAAUUCUGGAGCAAAGGAGGCAUCUAAAGAAGUAGAAGCAGAGGAGCAAGGCGGCGGCCUGCGUAUUGUGAUGGAAGUGCCGCCACUACCACCACAGAUACCAGACGAUUUGAGCACACUUUCAGGUAAAGGGUCGUCGAAAACGAGCAGUGCCAUUUCUUCUUUGCCUUUGGGACUUUACAAGAAAAUGACGAUCAUGCCGCCCCCCAUGGAAGGUUUGCAUCAUCUCCCACGUCUCAGCGCUGCAGCACGAGCCAGUCAUAGGCGAAGCCGCCGCCUUUCUUCGAGCGCACCGUGUCGAUCAUCCCGGUUUUCGGCCAGAAGCCAGGAGUCUACAGCUCGCAGACGCUCUACCAUGCAACAGGUCAGGGCGACUUUCAAAGACAGGAAGACAGCUGUUGCCAGGAUGAGCUUCUUCACCCCGAUGAACCCAAUCUUGCAACGCGAGCUGGGCAGUAUAAGAUAUGAUCGUCCCAAUCGUGCUGCCAUUUACCCGGGUCCAAUGUUCGAUUUUGACUUCAAGGAAUUCGAAGAUCCGGAGGCUGAGAAGCAAAGUCCAUGGAGAAAUGGCCGCUUUCGAGUUCUUGUUGGAACCCACUGCGCAUGUCUUUACUGCGUCACCUUCUGGGGCUACAGCGUUUUUCCCAUGCUCAUCAGUGAGCAAGGUCCCUCUUUGGAACUCAUAAGCUUCUUGUAUUCCUUGGAAGGUGCAGCCCAGGUGAUUUGUACGAUUCUGGUGAUGCCAUUCUUGGAUUCCCAGAUCUUCCUAAAGUACUUCUCCACCGCCUUCUUGCUUCUUUUCAGCGCUCCACUAGCCGUGUGUUUGUUGGGGAAGAUCCAUUGGUUCUUCUACCUGCUCACCUUGCUACUUGUGGACGUCCUUCUGUGCGUUUGCAAUGCACUUCUUGGCGUGGUUGUUCUUCGUAGCUUGCCAUGGGAUCA
Molecule: messenger RNA, 1886 nt
Organism: Durusdinium trenchii
Lineage: Eukaryota; Dinophyceae; Suessiales; Symbiodiniaceae
Source: the annotation of a GenBank genome assembly